GGCUUGAUGCUUAUAUAAUUCACCCAAGAUUUUCACAUGCCGUGUCCUCUUUUAAUUUUCCACCUGGUCCGACGAUUCUGGAGAGAGAACGAAAAGUAUGCAACCAGAACUGGUAUCUAUUCAGGACUUGUAUCCGGAUAAAUUUGAUGUUGACGACGAUGAAUACGGCAGGUUUCUUUUUCUCUGUUUUUCCGUACUUGUACUGACCUUUCACAUUCAUACAAAUUCUUCAAACGAAUCAUAUUCUUGUUUUGCCCACUCGCAUGUCCUUGUGUGUCAAAUCACGAAGACGCGGAAGACGAUUUCGCCCUCAAUCUUGGCGCAGAGUCUGUGGCACCUACACCGCCCCCAGAACCCUCUAAUUUCCCUAACGCGUUCUUGCCUGCAACGUCAAUGAAGAGGCAGAGGUCGCAUUUACAAAUUAGAUCUUCACACCCAGACUGUGCUAUUUGCCUCCAGCCAGCCAUUAGGCCGUUUCUAACGUCGUGUUGCGAGAAGGUUCUAUGUGAUGAACACCUGCAAUAUCAGCUGCACACAUCGCACGCUUGUCUAUCUUGCGGCUCGCCUUACCUCGUAACUUCUCCCACCACGAUUUCAUCCUUGCAUGUGGUUUCGCAGAAAGACUCUGACUCCUGUGAUGAUUCUUCCAACUCACACAUGUCUUUUGACUGUGAUGCUUCCGCAUCUAUUGGUUCUGAAUCCGACUCUGCGGAAGAGACUCCCUCCUCUCAUACAAGGUAUACACUGCUUCCAAAUCCAGUAUCCACGACAGUCGACCCAGAACUCGCCGGCUUGGCAGGUGGCGUUCUGGGAAAGGUGCUCAGCAUUGUUGCCCUGACGUUGGUUUUCUAUGUCUUAUUCAAUUGAUAUAUUCUCUGUACAGCUCUUUUCCUCGUCACUCGUUUUCCUAUAUCAUCAUAUCAUUCCCAUUGCUACCCUUCAUUCCAUACUCGUUCCAAAUCAAUUGCUCAACGCAAUACUUUUGUGAUUACUAUAUCGUGCGCCCUCAACUUGCCUACUGCAGUCUUCCUCAUUCAUUCUGACCAACCAUUGUCAUCUAUCUUCGUCAUAUCAUUGUAUUACCAUCUAUUCAUUGCAUCGCAUUUUCACUAGUUCUUAAACAAAUGGCAUCGUUUUUUUUACCUCCAGGCUCUUCCUUCGUCAAGACUAUUGCUGCUCUCUUCCAAGGCCAACUUAAGGUCG
Messenger RNA from Lentinula edodes (shiitake mushroom), 1203 nucleotides. RefSeq lists its product as uncharacterized. The coding region runs from base 394 to 867 and encodes 157 amino acids. Lineage: Eukaryota; Fungi; Basidiomycota; Agaricomycetes; Agaricales; Omphalotaceae. The record is from RefSeq and is a predicted model, not a curated record. The transcript has 3 exons.